This is a messenger RNA of Odocoileus virginianus texanus, 366 nucleotides long. Its product is annotated as small proline-rich protein 2E. The record is from RefSeq and is a predicted model, not a curated record. NCBI's taxonomy places the organism in Eukaryota, Metazoa, Chordata, Mammalia, Artiodactyla, Cervidae. Gene Ontology annotation, cellular component: cornified envelope.
CAAGUCCGGAUAGGUUUUGGAGAACCUGAUUCUAAGACUCCAGAAAGAUGUCUUAUCAGCAGCAGCAGUGCAAGCAGCCCUGCCAGCCACCUCCAGUAGUGUGCACUCCCAAGUGCCCUGAGCCUUGCCCACCUCCAAAGUGCCCUGAGCCUUGCCCACCUCCAAAGUGCCCUGAGCCUUGCCCACCUCCAAAGUGCCCUGAGCCAUGCCCACCUCCUCAGUGCCAGCAGAAAUGUCCUCCUGUGCCACCUCCCCAACAAUGCCAGCAGAAGUGCCCACCCAAAAGCAAGUAGAAGCAUCAGCUUGCAUCUGGAUCAGGAAAGGAUGAGGACAACUGACUCACCUGGCUCCACAGCUCCGCCUUCA